This is a messenger RNA of Cantharellus anzutake, 971 nucleotides long. RefSeq names its product ribosomal protein L4 domain-containing protein. The coding region runs from base 10 to 888 and encodes 292 amino acids. Gene Ontology annotation, molecular function: structural constituent of ribosome. Gene Ontology annotation, biological process: translation. The record is from RefSeq and is a predicted model, not a curated record. NCBI's taxonomy places the organism in Eukaryota, Fungi, Basidiomycota, Agaricomycetes, Cantharellales, Hydnaceae. The transcript has 6 exons. Gene Ontology annotation, cellular component: ribosome.
GCCUCCAGCAUGUUCAAGGCCUUGCGGAAUCUCACUAGAAGAGUGCCGCCGAUACCGUCAGUGCGAUUGGUCUCCACAUCCACAACCACAACCACUCCCGUCGCUCCCAUAGAGACCCAAGUCCCAGCGGGCGGAUUACACCACAUCGCAGAACGUGAAGCCGAUAGAACUGCAGUGGAAUCACAACUACCAUCUCCCUUCCGAGAGCCAAUUUAUUUAACAUUAUCCUCUUUAAUCCCCCGAAAAGUGGGCGAGCCUCGGCCCUCUCGCCAGGUCGUUGCCCUUGCACCAUCCGUCUUCGACCACGCCCUCCGCCGAGAUAUCCUUCACGCGUGCGUAGUACACCAUCUUGACUCCUUACGCCAAGGUACUGCAUCCACCAAGACGCGCUGGCAAGUGAAAGCGUCAGGUAGAAAACUUGCUCAGCAAAAAGGACGGGGUAAAGCACGAGUAGGUGACGCGGGGAAUCCGAUCUUCGAGGCGAGUUGCGUUGAGUGCGAAAUGAGGGAGAAGGCUCUUGAGCUGUGGAAGAUGUUGAAGUGUAAAGGAUGGGCUGAUAAGACGCUCUUCGUACUUGGAGGCGACAGGCUGCCUAAUGGUUUGAAUUUGGCGUCGAAGAACAUCCAAGAUGUAGAUCUGAUGCUUGCCAAGGAUCUAACAGUGUACGAUGCGCUCAGGUGGAAGCGACUCAUUUUGGAUGUGGAAAGCGUCGGGUACUUUGCGGAGAAGCUUGGGAAACCCACCGACUCCCCCGAAGAUACCUCGUCUGCCGUAGGCAUCGACCCCAGUAUCCUACCCGUAAAAAUCGCACCAUCCCCUCCCUCCAAAUCUUCAUUAUCUCUCACGUCUGAUCCGCCAACUACAACUGUACCCGAGCUUCAACUUUAAUGACCGUGCAGUAAUACAGUAUAUUCUGACUUGUGUAAUGUACAUGAACUCGUGUGCAUCAAUCAGGUACAUAUUUGAUGACA